Molecule: messenger RNA, 1092 nt
Organism: Rotaria sp. Silwood2
Lineage: Eukaryota; Metazoa; Rotifera; Eurotatoria; Philodinida; Philodinidae
Source: the annotation of a GenBank genome assembly
AUGGCAGAAAGUAACUGCAAAGUUUGUGGAGUUCCUGCUAUAUACUCACAUUUUGGGGUUAUGUCAUGUGAACCAUGUAAAAUGUUUUUUAAACGAAAUGCUACACAUGGACAGGAAACAUUGAAAUGUCGUUAUGAUGGUCAUUGUGAAAUAAAUAUAAAUAAUCGUCAUGUUUGUUCUUACUGUCGACUUGUCAAAUGUUUUAGCAGUGGAAUGCAAAUUAAGGUGACUAAAUCUACUUUUUCAAACAGAAAUAAACCAAAUGAAAAAAGAAAAUUAAUUGCCAAAUCAGAACAAAGAGCAUCAAAAAUUUUAGCUCGAUUAAAUGAGCCUACAAGGUUUUCUACUUUGAAUCUUUUACAAAGAGAUCAAUCAACAUUGAGUAUGGAUCAAUGGACUUUGCUCUCAAAUUUAUCACAUUGCUAUGAUGAAUAUAGUGGAUUGUCAAUAGGUGAACGUUUCAUGCGUGGACAAACUGAUUUACCUAUUAAAAUUCGUUUUAAAAGUGCACCAGUACUCGAAUUCAUUAAAGUGUUAUUGGAUGAAACUCAAUUAUUAUAUAAAAAUAACCGAGAUUUUCUUUGUUUAUCUACAGAUGAUCGUUCUAUUUUACUUCAUACUACAAUUAAACAUAUUGGAAGUCUUUCUACAAAUUUCAUUUACCACAAAAUUCAUUUAUUUAGUUAUUCGGCUUAUUAUGAUACUGUUGGAAUGAUUACUAAUUCAGCUGCAAUAACUUCUACUAAGCGUGUAGCAAAUCGACUUGAUUUUGAUGUGAUUGUUUUGAAACUGCUUCUCGCUAUUGUUUGUUUCUCAACAUUUAGAUAUACAGUUUAUUCAAAUACUCCUACUGUAAAUUUAUCAAAUAUCAAACAAAUUCUAUAUAUUCAAAGUACAUAUACUGAACUCAUCUGGAAAUAUUUAGUCUAUAAAUAUAAUUUUGAAGGAGCUGUUAAAUGUUUUUCUGAUCUUAUAAGAUGUUUAUUUGCUGUUCAUGAUACUAUUGUUACCACAGAAGAAAUUGAAUGGUUCGCAGAUAAAGUCGAUUCGAUUGUACAAAAGACUGAACAAAUUCUUGCUCUCAACGAUUAA